Messenger RNA from Caenorhabditis sp. 36 PRJEB53466, 1963 nucleotides. The record is from the annotation of a GenBank genome assembly. Lineage: Eukaryota; Metazoa; Nematoda; Chromadorea; Rhabditida; Rhabditidae.
AUGUAUUUCCAGCACGGAGAACAUUCAGAUCCGUAAGAAAUCAUAGUAGAUUGAAAAAAUCGGCAAAUUCACAGAACGAGUGUGAUGAACAGGGCGUCGAACAAUCGUCGUCUGGACGGACCACCGGUUUGAUGAACUCAGCGGAAUACGAAUAAUUUUGAAAGAAAUAAGUACAGGUAACAAUUUAUAUUAAGUAUUCAAUCAAUAUAUUAAUUUUAGGCAAACUAUGCCGACAAAUUCGCGUUUCAAUCCGAUCUCGCCAGGUCGGAACCUCGGAAACCGUCCUUACCCCCAACAUAACAGCCGAUCGCCGACAGAGGUCAUUCAAACUAUUCAAUAUUCUGUUAACACGAUAUUUUCAGAGCCGUGCUUCCACAAUGACCAAUUACAAUAGUCCGUGGAUGUCUCCGAAGCUGCCAGCUCUCCUGAAAGGAGAGCCGAAAGAGGAGGAGCCGCGGUUCCGUCGAGCGAAUUCGGUGGCUGUUCGGAAGAGCGCACAAGAGGAGGAAAAGAAGAAGGACACGAAAGAACGGAUGAAGAUCAAUUUCAUGGAGAUACCGGGCAGGAUUGCGAAGAAGUUCAAAAAGGGUGACACAAAGAAGGAAAUGGGAGGCGUGCGGAUGUCGGCGCCCGUUAUAAAACUGCCGGAGACGUCGUCCUCUUCCCAGCCGUCGCUCCCGACGGCCUCGUCUCCCGGAUCUUCCUCUUCCACCAGUCCAGUUGCCAAAAAAACGGUUCGAACGACUGCAAGUCUGAGAAUGCAGCCGGAAGACAAAUUGAAAUUGUGAACAUUAAAAAUACUUGAGAACAAAGAAACAAUAAUUUGUGCUUUCAGCUACCAGAAGAUGGGGAGGCCCACAAUGACGGCAGCGCAACGGAUGCAGCGCGAGCGGCAGCGGGACUUCGCUCUGGUUCCGGGCCCCGGGCGCGCGAGUCUCGAGUCGAACAUUCCAAAAAACAGUUCCACCCAGUCCGUCGACAGCAUGAUCGUCUUCUCCUCGCCCUCACAACACAGCGGAACCCUUUCGAUGAACGACGAUGACGUAGAGCCGGUGUUCAAGAACGCACUCACGAAAAAGAAUGUGACGAGUGCUCAGAUAGGUUCCCUCAAGACGAAAUUAGCCGUGAAUGGGCCUUCGUUCACGAGCACGCCGAGACUGACAAACGCUCCGAGCAACUCGCCGACCAUAUCCAACGUCAGAUCGGUUUCAGAUGCGUCUCUCUGCAUGCUGGCCGAAGAGCCGCCCGCGAACAAGAUCAAUCUGAAUCAGACCGCCGACACGGUGUACUAUUCGACUAUCGGCGUUGCAAGCACGGCUCAGGCGAACAGAACACCACAGAUGAGUGACGUGUCGAUGGCUUCCACCGCAUCCACUCCGACGCCGACUGUUAGCGUGAAGCAGGAAAUCAUAGAGCAGCCAGAGUCGGCAUUAUCGCAGUGCCCGAGUGUUUCGUCCAUUCCGCCGCCCACCUUCGACCACAAGACUCAAUGUUUCGCCAGUAUUGCCCAGCAGGUCGUCUUCUCACAGCCGGAACGCGUAAGCCCUAAAUCUCAUUCCAAUCAGCGAGUUUUAUUUCAUUUUUUAGGAUUUGUGGAUGGUGUCCAAAGAGAUCCGAGAUAGACAGGUGGAGAAAGAGAGAUGUAUUCCGGAGGUCAACAGAUUAAUUGAUCGCUGCAGCGAAAUCGAGCGUGAGAAGACGUUUCUGCUGCACAGCAAGGGAGACAGUCCUACUCUUGAAGAUGUAGCAAUACUGAGCAUGAUCAGUUCCUAAUAUUCUUCAUUUUCAGCUGCAUCGUAUGUGGAAUUUGAACCAGGAGCAUUUGAAUCUGAGCGCCAAGAUCAAGGACCUGAGCAUUACGAUUGACUGCGCCCUGAGAACGCUGGACGAACUUGAGAUGCGUCGCAACCAACUGCUCUCCUCGCCUCUUCCGUCCGUAAAUGUUACCGGAAGUUUCGUCUAG